Botrytis porri is the source of this 5061-nucleotide messenger RNA. RefSeq lists its product as uncharacterized. NCBI's taxonomy places the organism in Eukaryota, Fungi, Ascomycota, Leotiomycetes, Helotiales, Sclerotiniaceae. The coding region runs from base 761 to 4306 and encodes 1181 amino acids. The transcript has 6 exons. The record is from RefSeq and is a predicted model, not a curated record.
GAUAUGGUGGUACCAUCACUUACUACCUACUGUAAGUGGACGGCGUUCGCAUUUUUCUUUUCACAUCUUGCUGUUCGUUAACUUCUUCUCUUCACUCACUUCAUGCUCCCUCUCAAACUUUCAUCAUAUUUCACUAGGCUCACCACGAACGAACUCAAUUACCCUGUAGUCGUCAUUCGCACAAUUUCAUGAUUCGCAAAUUCGCAAGUCUCGCCCCUCCUUUCUAGUAGUAAUUCGCAUAGCUCUCGGACGCCCACUCGAUUGAAUUGCAUUUGCAUUUUCACUAUUGGCCUAACACUUCAGCUCGCCUUUUCAUAACUGCAGCCCAGUAACCAAACACGGGAUCUCGAAUUACAUCGAAUAGUGGUCAUUCCUACCUCAAAUCCUAUUCAAUUACUCUGACCUAAGCCGUGAAUCAGCACAGUGAAGAGUGGAAAGCCCUUUUGCAAAAAUUCCCCACAACGUCACACCCUCUGGAUUACAAUUAGCUCCUGUACCCAUUCCCGGUAGUCCUGUCCUCAAUCCUAUACCCAAAUUUAGAAUCCCAAAAGGUAGAGAUCGAAAUCUCACAGCGCGCAAUUCUUAGCAUCGCCACCCCAAAUCUUCCUUGGUUCCGACUUUUAGGAUUUGGCCGGAUCUCAACUCUCACAAGCGAACCUUUUAUGUGUUGAGAAUUAUUACGUUGCCGUUCAUAAAUCUUGGAUCGAUUGGGUUCUUAGCGGAAUAUAUUCAGAAAAAAGACCCUCUGGAACAGCGGUUCAUGUCGAAAAGGUUCUUGGGACAUAACACCACCCCUUCCGCUUCCGAUACUGGUAGGAAUCUCACUAGCUUUAGCCGCAGAGCAGAGGAACAAAAAGACCAGGUUUCAAGGUUGUAUGAGCUUGGACUACUCAGCGACUCGGAUAAAAGAUCCAGGAGACGAGAGAGAGACAAGGUCAAGGAUCUAUCUAGUGGAGCCCGCGUUGCAGGAUCCCAUCCAAAAAAGGACAAUCGAAAAGUUCUUGAACAUACUCGUGGAUUUUCAGAUACGUCGUUCUCUUCGGUCUCCCCUCUAGCCAGUAAGGCGAAUCGUGAUCUCAAACAACGAGCUGGUGGUGGAAUGUCAGGAAUGUUGGACACGGAUAGAACUCGUACCAGGAGGGAGAGGACGUUUGUCGGCAGCGAAUGUUCUGUGUGUGAAGAGCCAUUGGAACAUACCCUUCGAGGCGAACGAAUAUUACAAUUUUCCUGCGGCCAUGUCUCUCACGAGGCAUGUUUCUACGAGUACAUCAAGGGAAGCGACGCUCAAUAUUGCCCAACUUGCAACGCGCCCUUGGGUCUGGAUACGAGUCGAGGAGGCAACGUUCUUGACAUUGGUAAGACUUUCAAAAGUAGUGAGAAGCUAAGUAGUAUUGUGCGUUCAGUUUCGGCCAGCGACCAGUCCGCGAGAUCAACGUCCACACCUUCAAAUUGGGAAUCUCAAACUGCACGACCACCCAGUCGCGAAUCCAAUGCUCGAACUACGAGAACAAGAGCGAACAGCCAGGAUACCCAUAUUAGAGACAAUAGCAGAGAUAAUGGUAGCAAUAGAGAUAGUAGGGACAGUCGAGAGCGCAUGGAUAGAUUUGCACAGCCAUCGAGAAUCUCGCACCAAAGAAACGAUAGCGAAAAUGCCCCAUCCGUUGGAUAUCCAGAGACUGCAGCAAGCGGCCCACCUCACCGUCAUGACUACGAUGUGCAAGCGAUGGAAUCGAAUCUUAUAAGCCCUCGAGCAAGUGUUACAAGAAACCCCAUCCCAGCUCCGGUCGUCAGCAUUCGUUCAGAGUUCCCAACCUUGAACAGGUCCAGACAGCAACAAACUUUGACUUGUCUUAUCACAAUCGAGGUUCCCGACAAUAAAUGGCGACCCGACCCAGAUGAUAUUCGAGGUGCCCCGCCACUACCCAACAUUCGGCCUGAAGAUACCUACGCUCGACCUCCAUCUCCAGCCCAGAGCGCACCACGUUUCUACCCCUAUGAAUCUCCAGAGGUUUUGGACGAAAUUACUGAAGGUUUACGGACUCGGGUUGAAAAUUGGCAUGGCCUUGAUUUCAAUAGAUUUGGAAAAUUACGAUUGUAUGGAACUAUUCGAGUUGGGAAAGACAGGCAAUCUUGGCAGGAACUGGAAUGCUUCUUGUUCGCAGAAAUGCUUAUCUGCGUAAAAGAAAAGAAGAUUUCAUCAUCCCAACCAUGGGACGAAUCCAACGGCGUUCGCAAAAGUACUCGGUGCACACUCAAAGGUUCAAUAUUAAUCAAAAAGCACUUGAACGAAGUGACUGAAUCAGGAUCUAGUAAUUCUCUUGGACAAACCGAAAAAAUCACCGCAGCUAACUUACGCCCUACUGAAGAUCACAACAUAUUGACCUUGAGUCUCUCGGUGGCUGAACUCCCAUCAUUUCAUCUGAAAUUUGAUAAUCGCAAUCAGCUCAAGUUGUGGCAACAGGCUCUAUUGGAUUUGAAUGCCAUUGAGGGAUCUCCCGCACGAAGUCCAGAUUACGAUCUUUCAGAACCAGAAGAAGAAGAAUGGAAUUGCGAUUCGACAGGUCUCCAGCGAGUCUCAGUUGCUUCCUCGGGGUAUGGACCUAGAUCCGCGACCACUGCACCGGCAGAGUACGCAAGUAGCCCUAAAGUUCUACGACUACCAGCUGCAAUUCAUGUACCUGUUUAUAUUGUGGUUGUUAUUCCCAUAUCUUCUUCAAUGCAAGGUGUCAAGAUUACUCUUGUAAGAGAUGCAUUGAAAUUCAUGGUUUCCAACCUGGGAGAUCGUGAUCGUAUGGGUUUGGUCACAUUUGGUUCCAGUGGCGGUGCAGCACCACUUGUAGGGAUGACUAGCAAAACAUGGAAUGGAUGGCCGCAAAUUCUGGCUUCGAUCAGACCGGUUGGACAAAAGAGUCAUCGAGCAGAUGUUGUGGAGGGUGCAAAUGUGGCGAUGGAUCUUCUUAUGCAACGAAGGUCGAAUAAUCCAAUUGCUACGAUUCUUCUGAUCAGUGACUCUUCCACAUCUGAUGCGGAGAGCGUGGAUUUUGUGGUAUCAAGAGCUGAGGCCGCUAAGAUUGCUGUUCACUCUUUCGGACUUGGUAUGACACACAAGCCAGAUACCAUGAUUGAAUUAUCAACUCGAACGAAAGCCUCUUACACAUACGUCAAAGACUGGAUGAUGUUGCGAGAAUGUCUCGCAGGUUGUCUUGGAUCUCUUCAAACAAUGUCGCAUCAAAAUGUGAAAUUGAAGCUAAGACUUCCCGAAGGAUCGCCAGCUAAAUUUGUUAAGAUUAGCGGGGCUUUACAGAUUACCAAGCGUGCAACAGGUAAAGACGCCGAGGCUUCUUUGGGAGACUUGAGAUUUGGCGAUAAGAGGGAUAUUUUAGUACAGCUGGUUAUUGCUCCCGAUAAUGCUUCGCAGGAACAACUCGCUCAAGACCCAUGGGAUUCUAUAGUUUCUGGUCUUGAGGCUCUUGGUGGGUCAAGUGAUCAAGAAGAUCAACGAGUCGUAUCAAUAGAGGAAGUUCCUCUCAUCCAAGCUGAUCUCACCUGGGGAGAUAUCCUCAGAGAUGGAACACUUGCUCAUUUACCCCGCCCUUCACUCUUAGCAAUCACGAUGCUUCCUGCCCCAACAAACCAGAAGAGACACACGACUUGGAAUAGUGCACCACCCAUUCCACCCCACCCAAGCGUCGUUCAACGACGUAUGGAACUUCUCACCUCCGACAUGCUUACCCGCGCUCUCACAUUGGUUUCUCGCGGUCAGCACGAUCGCGCACAACAUCUUUUGAGCGAGACACGAUCCAUUCUGAAAGGCUUAGGCAAAGGUGGUCUCCCACCUAUUCCCCCUCCACCUUCCAAAUCCCCAAAUCACAAUCUCUCAUCCCGCACGGGUUCUUCAUCGCCUACGAACCGUACUCCCGAUGGACGUCGCACCCCUUCUCCAACAUCUGCCACGACAAUGACCUCAAAUCAAACUCUGGGACCAAUUCCUCGACAUCGAUCAAAUGAUGCGCUUUCGGCUGUUGUCACAGCCCCCAGUAUCGAUCCCAACACUGUUGCGGCUCUUGAUGCGGAGUUGGAGGCUAGUCUCGAAUGGAUCAAUCAUCCUGCUGUAUUUGGUCGGGAUAGCAGAAAAGCCGUACUGCAAGCUAUUGGUGUGAUCAGUAGUCAGCGCGGAUAUACAUUCCGUACCACGGUGGAAAGUCUCUGGGCGGGUCGCGUGAGCGGGAUCAAGAAAAUGACGGAUCGCAGUCGGGAGUGGAGAGAGGAAGGUGGGGGUGAGGUGGGGAUUAUGGAAGAGAGUUGAUUGUGCGUCUUGCUUUGCAUUGGAAUUUACUUGCGGUCUUUCUGUUCUCUCUCUCUCUCUAGCUCUCUUUGCGUUUAGAUGAUACCUCAUGGUCGUUUACUUACGACUGUACUUUUUCACAUUUUUAUGAUCAUUUCAUUUUAAGAGAUGAAUAUUUCAUUACUUUACUGUACCAAAUUAUCAGCGCGAGGUUAGCGCAUUCUGAUCUCGGUGGAAUUUGUUUCUGGUUCUGGUUACUAUAACACACAUACCCCCUUUUGUUAUCUAUGGAUAUUUUUGCUUUCUUCUCUUUAUCUCGGUUCAUUUCUUCAACGGCUCGAAUGUUGUACUUGGGUCGUUGAGUCUCGUUCCCCCCCUAAUUGUGGGAGGAACUUGGUGGUGUUUGGAUAUCAUAUAUGGAAUGGGAAAAAUUUGGAUUUUAGGAAGGAGGGAGGAAUCUUGGCUUGGGAUUAUCCGCAACUUUGAUAUGAUGUGAUGAUGAUGGAUAGCUGGCGGAGAGAGUUGGGUUUGGGGGUGGAUGGAGGAGGAUUGUCUGGAGAGGGUGUGGGUAUUGCGUGGGUGUACCUAUGCAAUGAGAUGGAUGGACAUGGAAUGAGAUGGGAUUGGAGAUAGAUAAUGAAGAAAUGGAGAGAGAUAUUCUUUGUCCAUUUGAUUUUUGAUUUUUUUGAUUUUCGUGAAUGAUUGUGCUCAUGGUUUGAUGGUAUCUACCUUGUGAAAAGUUGUGGCUUGGAGUGAGAGAGAAAUUUCUGCUGUUU